AUGGAGCGCAAGACCGAGGACGACAGGAGUGACUCUAGCGAUGAGGAGGAGACGGAGGAGUAUUCCCAGCUCUGGCAGAAAGUGGAGAAAGUGUUCGAGGAAUUUCACUUGUCCCCCUUCGCCAUGGCGGCAGCGAAGAAGUGGGUGAAGCUCAUGGCAGACCCGAGCAAGACGAACUUGACGCGGAUCCGAGACUGGCUACUCCUCAGGAUCAACAACAAGCAUCGCGCCCCUCCAGCUUCCAGGUGGCAGAAAGGCUGCCCCGACCUCGUUCCCGGCCUCCGUGCGCUUCCCUUUUGGGAUCGAGGCAUGCCUGAGAUGGGAUGGGUGCGAGAGAUUGAGGAUCACUUCGAGGACGUGAAAGAGGAGCUGUUGAAUCUGAGGGGCAAGAAAGGCUUCCAGCCAUUCCGGCAGCCCAAGUGGAGCACGAAACUCGCGUCGGAUGACGUUGGAGCAGUGAGCCAUGACAAGGGGGACUGGAAUGUUUUCUACCUCUUCCUGCACAACGAGAAAUUCGAGGAAAACUGUGCAAAAUGCCCUAAGACUGUGGAAUUGAUCGAGAGAAUCGCUCCCAGACAGUACAAGCAUGCCUUCUUCUCGGCUCUGAACCCUGGGACUCAUGUCAUAGCUCACACUGGGCCGACCAACAAGAAGCUCCGAUGUCAUCUCCCUGUCACGGGGGUCGAGGGUAGUCGGCUGCGAGUGGCUGAUGAGGUUCGCGAGCAAGAAGAAGGUGUUUGUUACGUCUUUGACGACUCGUUCGAGCACGAGGCCUGGCAUGAUGGAACCUCAACGAGGAUUGUUUUGAUCUUCGACGUUUGGCAUCCGGACUUCAGCGACGAGGAGGUCAAGUUUCUGGGGUACCUGCAGAAGAGUCAGAUGAAGGAGGAGCAGAGGAUGAGCGCAGGUCAAGACAGUGAAGACAAUUUCUACAGCCUCCUCAGGAAGACAAAAGAUCUCCUGGUGGACGACAGCUGGUGGAUUGCCCCCGAUGAAGCAUCAGCUCAUGGGAGGAGAAAACAUCGAGUCUACGUCGGGGGCCUCGGUUGGAUGGACGUUAGCACCGCGGGAGGGGGGGGGGUGAGGGUACUUCCGAAGAAGGCAAGGCCCGAGACAUCGAUCUACGUGAGUGGUGAGCCAACGUAUGCGGAGCUGCUAGUCUGCGAGAGGAUGGGCAUGCUCGAGCAAGUCAUGGCGGGCUCAUGUCUACGAGGCGGGCUCAUGCCUCGUCUCUUCCAUCUUCAUAGGCCAUGCUAUGAUGAUGAUGACUGCUACUCGUGUGAUGUGUGUGGAUACCCUUCCCAGCCGACUGAGCACGCGAUCAAGGGCGAAGUAACAAAUGAGAGGGCUUCGGUUCAAUCAUAUUCACCGAUCGUGUGGACGAUGCAGCACCCAUGUUUGGAAUUCGAAAACUCCAAGUGGCAGAUUUUUGCUGAGGGGGAGAGUAGCUGGAGUGGCUUAGCAAGAGACAUCAACGCCAAGGACAAAGUUGCCAUCUAUGUGGCAUCUUCGGGAACGGGAGAGAUCGUCAAGCUUGUCGACCAGGGUGACGGAAGUGCUCAGAUCGUGCAGAAAAUCCCGACAGGAGGGGUCCCGAGCUCCCUGGCGUUCGACGAAGUUGGAGCUAUCUUCGUGGGAGACAUCGCCUUGAAGUGCAUUUUGUCCCAUCCUCCCGAAGACUCUGAGUUCCAAGUCCUGGUGUCUGAUUACGAGGGCCAGCAGUUCUUCGGGCCCAACAGCCUUUGUUUUGACAGCAACGGAACGCUCUUCUUCACUGAUAGCGGGCCCAUGGGGGACACCAGCCUCUCCAACCCCAAGGGGAGCGUGUUCUGCGUUAGCUCGGAGGACCAGCUGCUGAAGCCUCUGGCGGUCAACUGCCUUGCCCACCCCUCCGGGAUCGCCGUUAGCCCCGACGGAAGCUGCGUCUACGUGGCUGAGACCAUGGCGAACAGAAUCCUGAGGUUCAUCCGAAGGCCGACGGGGGUCUACAUGUGCAGCGUGUUCCACACGUUCAGCGGGGGGUUCGGGCCUACGAGCCUGGCGUGCGACUCGAAGUCGAACCUCUACGUCUGCAGGUGGGCGUCGUGA
Messenger RNA from Guillardia theta CCMP2712, 2088 nucleotides. RefSeq lists its product as hypothetical. The transcript is spliced from 28 exons. The record is from RefSeq and is a predicted model, not a curated record. NCBI's taxonomy places the organism in Eukaryota, Cryptophyceae, Pyrenomonadales, Geminigeraceae. The coding region runs from base 1 to 2088 and encodes 695 amino acids. Gene Ontology annotation, molecular function: peptidyl-aspartic acid 3-dioxygenase activity. Gene Ontology annotation, biological process: peptidyl-aspartic acid hydroxylation. Gene Ontology annotation, cellular component: endoplasmic reticulum.